Chelonia mydas (Green sea turtle) is the source of this 3409-nucleotide messenger RNA. It is a transcript of the gene SF3A1, whose product is annotated as splicing factor 3a subunit 1. Gene Ontology annotation, molecular function: protein binding; RNA binding. The transcript has 16 exons. Gene Ontology annotation, cellular component: U2 snRNP; catalytic step 2 spliceosome; U2-type prespliceosome. Gene Ontology annotation, biological process: regulation of alternative mRNA splicing, via spliceosome; mRNA cis splicing, via spliceosome. Bases 359 to 2725 code for a protein of 788 amino acids. The record is from RefSeq and is a predicted model, not a curated record. Lineage: Eukaryota; Metazoa; Chordata; Testudines; Cheloniidae.
ACACUCCGCCGUCUUGCCGGGAACAAGCCCUAUUCCCGCCCCCCACCCCGGGACACGAGCCCGAGGAGUUGCGCGCGCAUCAUUUCCGACUGUACCAACCCCGACUGGUAUCGCUGGGCUGCGGGCACCCCUCUCUCCGUCCCCAGAGUAGAACAUUCCAACUGGGCUACCCGCGCAGCCUCCACAGCCCGCUUCCUCGCCCGGCCUAUGUUUUCGACGUCAGCGAGCAGGACCGCGCUGCGCGCGCAGCCCGCGGGGGUCGCCGCCAUUUUGUGCGCGGCGGUGUCGGUCAGUGAGCGGCUCGGCCCUUGCCGCCCCAGGACAAGCAGAGGCUGCCGCGGGCUGCUGAGGCGGCACCAUGCCGGCCGGUCCGGUGCAGGCGCUGCCGCCCGCGCAGCCAGCGCCGCAAGAAGGCAAACAGCCAGAAGAUGAGCCAAAAGAGGAAGCGGCACCAGCCAAACCCGUUGUGGGAAUUAUUUACCCUCCUCCAGAAGUCAGGAAUAUUGUGGACAAGACUGCCAGCUUUGUAGCCAGAAAUGGUCCAGAGUUUGAAGCUCGAAUCCGUCAGAAUGAAAUAAACAACCCCAAGUUCAAUUUCUUGAAUCCCAACGAUCCCUACCAUGCAUACUACCGGCACAAAGUCAGUGAGUUCAAAGAGGGCAAGGCACAGGAGCCUUCAGCUGCCAUCCCCAAGGUCAUGCAACAGCAGCAAAGUGCUCAGCAACAGCUUCCCCAGAAGGUACAGGCUCAGGUGAUCCAGGAGACAGUCGUUCCAAAAGAGCCACCUCCAGAGUUUGAGUUCAUCGCAGAUCCUCCCUCAAUUUCAGCCUUUGACUUGGAUGUGGUGAAGCUUACUGCACAGUUCGUAGCUCGGAAUGGCCGGCAGUUCCUGACUCAGCUGAUGCAGAAAGAGCAGAGGAAUUACCAGUUUGACUUCCUGCGCCCACAGCAUAGCCUUUUUAACUACUUCACCAAACUGGUUGAGCAGUACACGAAGAUCUUGAUCCCGCCUAAAGGCUUACUUAUCAAACUCAAGAAGGAGGCUGAAAACCCUAGAGAAGUCCUGGAUCAGGUGUGCUACAGAGUGGAGUGGGCCAAGUUCCAGGAACGAGAGAGAAAGAAGGAAGAGGAGGAGAAGGAGAAGGAACGUGUUGCUUAUGCCCAGAUUGAUUGGCAUGACUUUGUUGUUGUGGAAACAGUGGACUUCCAGCCCAAUGAGCAAGGGAACUUUCCUCCUCCCACCACUCCUGAGGAGCUGGGGGCUCGCAUACUGAUCCAGGAGCGCUAUGAGAAGUUUGGUGAAAGUGAGGAAGUGGAGAUGGAGGUGGAGUCAGAUGAAGAAGAUGAAAAGCAAGAGAAGACCGAGGAGACCCCAUCUCAACUAGACCAAGACACGCAAGUGCAGGAUAUGGAUGAGGGCUCAGAUGACGAAGAUGAGAGUCAGAAAGUUCCACCUCCUCCUGAGACCCCGAUGCCACCACCUCUUCCUCCAACUCCAGAUCAGGUCAUUGUGCGGAAAGACUACGAUCCCAAAGCCUCCAAGCCAUUACCACCAGCACCAGCCCCAGACGAAUAUCUUGUGUCUCCCAUCACUGGAGAGAAGAUUCCUGCCAGUAAAAUGCAAGAACACAUGCGAAUCGGCCUUCUGGAUCCCCGCUGGCUGGAGCAGCGGGAUCGGUCUAUCCGUGAGAAACAGAGUGAUGACGAGGUCUAUGCCCCAGGUUUGGAUAUUGAGAGCAGCUUGAAACAGCUGGCUGAGCGCCGUACUGAUAUCUUUGGUGUGGAAGAGACUGCUAUCGGUAAAAAGAUUGGAGAAGAGGAGAUCCAGAAACCAGAGGAAAAGGUGACCUGGGAUGGCCACUCUGGCAGUAUGGCCCGCACACAGCAGGCUGCUCAGGCCAAUAUCACCCUGCAAGAGCAGAUCGAGGCUAUCCAUAAGGCCAAGGGGCUGGUGCCAGAAGAUGACAGCAAAGAGAAGAUUGGUCCCAGCAAGCCCAAUGAGAUGCCCCAGCCUCCACCUCCCUCGGCAGCAUCGAAUCCCCCAUCUAAUGCUCCCCCAAUCGCAUCUGUGCCACGCCCUCCAUCGAUGCCGCCUCCUGUUCGCACCACUGUUGUUUCUGCAGUUCCUGUCAUGCCUCGUCCCCCUAUGACUUCUGUGGUCCGUAUACCCCCAGGCUCUGUCAUCGCAGCCCCCAUGCCACCAAUAAUACAUGCCCCACGCAUCAAUGUUGUCCCGAUGCCGCCAUCUGGUCCCCCCAUGAUGGCCCCUCGCCCGCCUCCCAUGAUAGUACCAACAGCAUUUGUCCCAGCCCCUCCUGUGGCUCCAGUCCCUGCCCCAGCACCAAUGCCUCCUCACCCCCCACCACCCAUGGAGGAUGAACCUGUGUCUAAGAAACCGAAAAGUGAGGACAGCCUGAUGCCAGAGGAGGAGUUCCUGCGCAGGAACAAGGGUCCAGUCACAGUUAAAGUUCAGGUUCCCAACAUGCAGGACAAGACUGAAUGGAAACUGAAUGGCCAGGUGCUGGUGUUCACUCUUCCGCUCUCGGAUCAGGUCUCUGUUAUAAAGGUUAAGAUCCACGAGGCCACAGGGAUGCCAGCAGGGAAACAGAAGCUGCAGUAUGAGGGCAUUUUCAUCAAGGACUCCAACUCUUUGGCUUACUACAACAUGAUAAGUGGCUCUGUGAUUCACCUGGCACUCAAAGAAAGAGGAGGCAGAAAGAAGUAGGAGUCAGGGUGCCUACAGCUGUCAAAAGCUCUGCUAUUUGUGUGAACCUAAGGACUAGAAUCCUGCAGCUUCUGGGGACACUGACAAGCUGAAACAUCAACCUUUGAUACUUACUAAUCCCCCCACUUCGGAGCUAUUGACUGUAUUUUGGUCCUUAGUCCUGUAUCCAAAAGUCAGACCGUUACAGAGCUGGAGAGAAUUCGUAUCGCCCAGACACAGCCAUGUAAACAUUGUGACGUUGCGUAUAACUUCACAGCUCUUGUGACACUGCUAGAAUGCUGGUCUUAAUGAUCACUAUUUUCAUUUAAUUCCCUACAGCAGUGAUGGCAGCAUUUCAGUUUGAGGUCUUGUCCGGAUUGGACUUUUAAAAUCCAUCUUCAUUUUGCAGCAGGGUUUGUGAUGACACAGGGAAUAUCACCUGCCUGACUAAAAUGUUAGCCUUUUCACUUAAUCUUUUUUGUAAUUGAGAACUCCUUUAUUUAGUAUAAUAAAGCCCUUGCUCCUUCUCUGUGAAAUGUACAUGUAAGAAUCUCCUGCAGUAAUUGUCUUUGGAUUUUAUCCUUCUUCGGAAUAACUAUACUUUGCUGCUGGUUUUGAUAAAGAGGCUCUGAGAUUGUGUUUCUGAUCAUCCUGUACAGUAUGUGACUUGUUUUAAUAAAAUUCUGAUCUCAGUGGGGAAUCUCA